Microbotryum saponariae is the source of this 2600-nucleotide messenger RNA. The record is from the annotation of a GenBank genome assembly. NCBI's taxonomy places the organism in Eukaryota, Fungi, Basidiomycota, Microbotryomycetes, Microbotryales, Microbotryaceae.
AUGUGUGGUAGGUUAGGCUGCGUUAGUUAUUCGGAUUCGAUGAUGAUUGACCACGCCGUUCCCACGCCGUUCCCACGCCGUUCCCACGCCAUUCCCACGCCGUUCCCACGCCAUUGCACAGCCUAGAGACUGGGAGGUCCGUGCGAGCCGGCGUACGUGCCUGGCAUGCUAAAAUCGAACCCGACUGAACCUGGGUCCUGGCUUGCAUUCAGCACCAUAUCGCGCCUCAUUAUCAUCCCAAAAUCACUCCCGAAUCGAUCAUUGCAUUCAAGCACCGAGAAGCUCGUCUCACAAGGGAUACUUCAGCCUGCCGAUCCUACUUCAAAGCUGUGCGUCGUCCGUCGUCGGGCCAGGACCGACCCGAACGAACCGUUUCGAGUCGAUCGACCGCGUGAGGAGGCGCGUGUGUCCGAACAACCACGACUUGGUCUAUCUACUAUUACCGCCUCAUCGCCCUCCACCCAUUUGUCACCUCCAACCAUGCCACGUCUCUCCUCCUCGGACGAAGAGGACGCACCACCUCCUCCCAAAUCCAGCGCAUCCCCGACCACGCCCACGCCCACGCCCACGCCCACGCCCACGCCCACGCCCACCGGAGCAGCAACAGCAAGUCGAACACCGGCACGCACCUCGAUCCCUCGCCCAGCACCGGAUUCAACCUCGCCUCUUCUGGGCUCUCGAAGUUCGGUCCAUGGGCAGAGUGCGAUCAAGGCGCAGCGGCAGGGGGAGGCGAGUAUGUUUGGCUGUAUUGCCAAUCUGGCGAGUGAGUUCUGGGGAGCUUCGAUGCAUAGAGUGGCCAGAGCCUCAGACUGAGCCCCUGUUCUGGCAUCGUUCUUUUGCCACAGAUACAAUCAUUGGCACUGGAGCGUGAGUGGCCAUACAGAGCUCGGAGCUGACAGUUGCAGUUGCAGUUGCAGUUGGGCUGGCUGACCGUUGUUCCUUUUCAUACCGCAGACUCGCCAUGUCGGUCCAUUCUCGGAGAAACGGAAGAUCUUGCCCCCUGGCUCGGCAGAGACUGAUCCCCACUCUUCUACUGACCCCCAGGCCCCACGCAUUCGCUUCAGGAGGGAUGAUCCCAGGCGUCUUGACCGUCAUCUGGUGCGGUCUCUGCGCCGCAUUGGGUCUCUACUUCCUCUCGCGCUCCGCCGCCCAAGCACCCCAUCGAGCCGCUUCCUUUGCCGCCCUAUCCCGCCUCACCUUCCCCAAACUCGGGCGCGUCUUUGAUCUCGCCAUCUUUCUCAAGUGUUUUGGAGUGUCGAUAUCCUACUUGUCAGUCUGUGGCGCUCAAUGACUGGGUUGAAGUGCGCGCAGCUCAUCGUGCUCGUCUCCAUCCCCAACGUGCAGAAUCGUCAUCGGCGGUCUCAUGCCCCGCGUCGUCUACUCCUUUUGGUCCUCCUCCCCGGACUGGCUCCUCGACCGCCGUCUGUGGAUCCUACUCGCCAUGUCCAUGCUCUGCCCCCUCGCCUUCCUGCGCAAACUCGACAGCCUCAAGUUCACCUCUUACAUCGCCCUCUGCGCCGUCGCGAACCUCGUCUUUGUCGUCAUUUACAUGUCUUUUCACAGGCAUGAUUUGCCACCGAGGGGCACGGUCGAGGCCAUUCAUUUGGGUCCCAAGUUCGUACAGAGUUUGCCGGUGCAGAUCUUUGCUUUCACGUGCGCGCAGAAUCUGUUUGCGGUGUUCAACGAGUUGAAGACGGUCAGUUUCGGCGACUUCAGACGAGCGAAGGAGCUCGAGGACCUGACUCGAUCAGGAUCCCUGACCCACCCAGAACUCGCAACAUCGCCUCAACCUCGUGAUCGGCACCUCACUCGGUUCCGCCGCGAUCAUCUACGAGAUCCUCGGUAUCCUCGGCUACCUCUGUUUUGGUAACCUCGUCGGAUCCAACAUCAUCGAGAUGUACCCCCACUCUCUCCUCGUCUCGAUCUGUCAACUAGGUCUCGUCAUUCUCGUCCUCUUCUCUUACCCACUUCAACUCCAUCCCGCUCGAGCAUCAUUGGACAAGGUGCUCUACCCACCCACGGACGAGGACGUUCAAUCAGGGGGUGAUGAGGACCACGCGAGUCCCGAGAUCCCACUGGGGAGGUUCGUCUUGGAAAGUAGUGGAAUCCUCCUCACAACGUUCUGCAUCUCCAUGUUCGUGUCAUCUUUGGAGGUCGUUUUGGGUUUCGUAGGCGCGACGGGGAGUACAACGAUUAGUUUCAUCUUGCCGGCCAUUUUCUGUGAGUUUCGCAAAAGUCGAGAGGGUGUCAAAAGACAAAAGGGAAGGGAACUGACUCUUUAAUUUUACUAUCGUGUCCAGUCCUCUCCCUCUUUAAAACCUCCCCAACGCGCCAAGACCGACUCCUCCGAAUCGCCGCGUGGUGCCUACUCGUUUGGGGCGUGCUCGUCAUGGUCGUUUGUCUUACGCUCAACGCUUGUAAGUAACCUUUUUUCCCUCUCAUACCUCGUUUCCCAUCGAAGGAGUUUUACUGAACCCAGUUUUCCUCGUUUCGUUGGAAUAGAUCAUCUCACCCAAACACCUCCCAAAGAAAAUGGAACGGGUCAUGAUAGUUUGGCCAUUUUGGGAACGUUGGGCAGUAUUGCCGCCCGAUGGGUUUGA